UCGGCGCGCUGAGCCUGGAGCUUGCCUAGACCGAGGAGGCCGCCGCAGCGGUUGGCGGCGGGCGGAGCCGGCCGGCGGGCGAGACAGUUGCAGGGUGGAGCAUGAUUUUCCUGCCGCGUGGCCGGCCUGGUAGUGCACUGUGGCACUGACCUACCUACAUGUCCAUGUGUGAUUGGGCCCCGUGGUGACUGGCACAAUCCAGCCUGCCACCAUGGCGAAGCUGUUGGUGGCCAAAAUCCUCUGCAUGGUGGGUGUGUUCUUCUUCAUGCUGCUGGGCUCCCUGCUCCCCGUGAAGGUCAUCGAGACGGACUUUGAGAAAGCCCAUCACUCCAAAAAGAUCCUUUCCCUCUGCAACACCUUUGGUGGCGGGGUCUUUCUGGCCACCUGCUUCAACGCACUGCUGCCCGCCGUGCGGGAGAAGCUGCAGCGCGUACUGAGCCUCGGGCACCUGAGCACCGACUACCCGCUGGCGGAGACCCUGCUGCUGCUGGGCUUCUUCGUGACCGUGUUCCUGGAGCAGCUGGUGCUCACGUUCCGCAAGGAGAAGCCGUCCUUCAUCGACCUGGAGACCUUCAACGCGGGCUCGGACGCGGGCAGCGACUCGGAGUACGAGAGCCCCUUCGCGGGGGGCGUGCGCGGCCACGUGCUCUACGCCGAGGGCCACGCGCAUGCGCACGGCGCGGGCCUGAGCGUGCAGGAGCUGUCGCGCUCGGGGCCGCUGCGCCUGCUCAGCCUGGUCUUCGCGCUGUCGGCGCACUCCAUCUUUGAGGGCCUGGCGCUGGGCCUGCAGGAGGAGGGCGAGAAGGUGGUGAGCCUUUUCGUGGGCGUGGCCAUCCACGAGACACUGGUGGCGGUGGCCCUGGGCAUCAGCAUGGCCCGCAGCGCCAUGCGCCUCCGUGACGCGGCCAAGCUGGCGGUCACCGUGAGCGUCAUGAUCCCGCUGGGCAUCGGCGUCGGCCUGGGCAUCGAGAGUGCCCGCGGCAUGCCCAGCAGUGUGGCCUCCGUGCUGCUGCAGGGCCUGGCGGGUGGCACCUUCCUCUUUAUCACCUUCCUGGAGAUCUUGGCCAAAGAGCUGGAGGACAAGAACGACCGGCUGCUCAAGGUCCUCUUCCUGGUGCUGGGCUACGCUGUGCUGGCCGGCAUGGUCUUCCUCAAGUGGUGAGUCUCCUCCUCCUUCCUGUCCUCCGCGCUGUGACUGCCCUGAGCCCCUGGCCGCACUCAGGCCACGCCCCUUCCCACCUCCCUGGAGAGGGAGCCCGGGGUUGCGGCCUCCGCAGGUCAGGCCGCGCCCCCACCCUGGAUCUCACAUCUCCAUGCCCUGAUACGACUUUAAAAAUACUCUAAAGGAUUUGCCAGAGCUGUGUGGCCAUGUCAACCUUGGGCAGGGAAGGGUGCAGCUGGCGGGAGGUGGGGCCUGGUCUGCGUGUCCAGACCGGGUCAGCCCCAGACUUGCCCGGCCACACCCCAGCCGAAGACAGGAGCCUUGGCCUCCGCUGUGCCCAGGGCACAAGCAGCGGAGCAGCAUCUAGCAACUGGACUGGGCUGGCCUGGGCGACUGCUAGGCUCCAGCCAGGCACCGGCAUUGACCCACCCUU
Molecule: messenger RNA, 1595 nt
Organism: Fukomys damarensis (Damara mole-rat)
Lineage: Eukaryota; Metazoa; Chordata; Mammalia; Rodentia; Bathyergidae
Gene: Slc39a3
Product: solute carrier family 39 member 3
Exons: 3
Coding region: 212-1162 (316 amino acids)
Biological process (GO): zinc ion transmembrane transport
Cellular component (GO): plasma membrane
Molecular function (GO): zinc ion transmembrane transporter activity
Source: RefSeq, a predicted model, not a curated record